AUGAGAUCUUCUUCUUAGCCUCCUGUGACCCAAUCGGCAUCAAAUUAAUUUAGUAAAGUCCUUAAUGAAAGGCUGUCCAAACAAGAUCAAUGGCAAAGAAACUAUAAAAAUUUGCCUCUCAUCAGAGAAAACUCUCAAGAUUAUCGAGAACUAUGUGAGGGAAUUAUACCUUAAGAAGAAUUCUUUGUUACUCAGCUUAUGGAUAUCACAGAGCAAUUCAAAGGCCAUCACAUGACAAAGAUGAUUAGAGAGCUUAAAUAAGACAAGGCAAUUUUAUAAUAAAAGCUUGAAGAAUAUAAAACGAAACUUGAACAAAUGGAGGAUAAAUAUAGAGGAGUUGAUGAGAAAAUGUUGAAACUUACAUAAGAUGCAGAAAAAUUAACACAGAUGAAUCAAAAUCAAAAAAAGCUAAUCGAUGACUAUCAAAAAACAAAUGAAAAUAUAUCUAUAAAGAUCAGAGAAGGCGUGGCCAAUAUGAUGAGUAAGUCAGCUAAUACCUCUCCCAUGAAUAGCCCUACUCUCAAUACUUCCGAUGAAUAGAGCCAAAAGAUAAACAAUGGAAUAAAAUUAGGCCUUAGUUCAUUAUUGUCUAAAAAGAAUCCCCUAGAUAAUGUGGAAGAGGAAACUAAACUUGAAAUUAUUAAGGAAGAGGAUGAAGCUGCAUAGGAAACACCAAGAGCUUAAAAGAUUGUUAGAAAUAAGACAAGGACCAAGUCUUCAGCUGGGAACGAUGCUCUAAUGAGAUAGACUACUGAGAAAAAAUAAGUCACAAUUGAAGAGUAAAAAGAGUAAGCAACUAGCCCAUUAAAGACCUAGCAGUAAUCACCUCAGAAUCAAUAGAAACUAUUAGAAAGCAAAAUUAGUGAGUUGGAAGAAGAGAUAAUUUAACUUUAGAAUGAAUAAAGACUCCACGAUAAAACUGUUGAAGAUCUUAGGAGUAAAAAUCUUUUGCUAAGGAAAGAUUUAGAUGAAGAGUAUGAAUAAAAUGGAAAGCUGAAGGUUUCUUAAUAGGAGCAAACAUAAGCACAUAGGCUAAUGCAAGAUAAAUGGGAAAAAGAUAUGCUCGAACUAGAAGAGAAUUUCAAUAAGAGAUUGAGGGAACAUUAGUAGAUAUAAAAUUCAAACAAAGAUGAUGUAAAUUAAGAGCUGAUAGAGCAGAUUUAGAAACAAGAUAUUUUCUAUAAUGAUUUGUUUCAUCACUAUCAGUAACUUCAAAAUGACUGGAGAAGUAUGGAAAAUCACAUAAGGGGAGUUAACUUGAAUCAAAGCUAAAUCGAAUAAAAAUACUCUCUGUUGCUAGAGUAGUUUUAAUAAGUUAUCUUAGAAUACUCACAUGACGAAGUAAUUCACAAAUCUUAAUAAGAGCAAGAAGAAAUUUACUAGAAAAUGCUGGCACAAAAAGAUGAUUAGAUUAGGAGUCUGGAAGAAGAGGAUAGAAGAAAGGAUAAAUUAAUUGAACAACUUCAAGUUAAAAUUGAAGAAAAUUAAAAAAAUUAGCAGUAAGAUAUUGAGAAUCUGAAAUUGAUUAAGAAGCAAACUGAACAAAUGGAAGGCAAAUUCUCAAAGCAAAUAUAAGAGCGAGACACCUAAAUCUAGAGUCUUCAAUAUCAGCUAUUGAAUCAAAGCAGAUUAAACACCUCACCAGGGCAAUUAAAAGAUAGUGAGAGCUACUAGUUGCAAAAAAAAGACAAAGAAAUACAAGAGCUGAUUAAAACUAAAGACCUUAAUUAGAAGCUUAUCAUUUAGUUGGAGAAACAACUCAAAGAUUCAGAAGCAAAGCUUAACAAAUUGAAAUCUCAGUCUUAAGAACAGUCAAAGAGAGAUAUUGAAAAUCUGUAGAAGGUUUCUUAGCAGUAACUAUCUGAGUUAGAUGAAUUGCAUAAGGCUAGAUAAUAAGAUCAAAGGGAGUUGUAGCAACUUAGAUAGUCAAACCAUUAAUUAGAAGCUGAUAUUAAGGCUGUUAUGGACCAACUUGAACAGCAAAUCUAAAGCAAGAAUCAAAUCUCACAAUAGCAGUAAGAUGACUAUGAUGAGGAGUAGUUUAACUCAGAUAUGCAGGAAUUAGACUUUUACUUAAAUGAAAUGAGAGAGGUCAAAUCUAGAAUUCAACUUAACUGUAUUGAGACAAAAGCUGCGAUAUUAAACCAAAGAUUAACAAACAGAUAGUUAGAAGACUUUGGCAUUGGAUCUAUCUAGGUAUAAUUUAAAGAUAGUAUUAAAACUACUAUCAUUAUGCUAAAAGAUGUAAUAAGAUAGGAGUUAGAGCAUUUAAUAGUUUUGAAUUCUUAGACUAUUGAGAUUCAAGAGAUCUCUUAGGAUUAGCAAUCCUAAUUAGCUAUAUAGCAAGAAUAGUAAAAAACGGCUGUUAAAAAGCAAAGCCCCUCAAAGAAUCAUCAAGCACUUCCAGUAAAUUAGCAAACUUUCAACACAUAAUCAAAUGAAGACGCAAUUAAAGAGCUCGAAGAAAAGAUAUUCAACAGGCUGAUCAGACUAGUUGAAGAUGAUUCAGUGCAAAUAUUGAGCACAGACGAGCUUCUUGAUCAAGUAACUUUUAAUUUCUAAAGACUACUUCAAGAAAACAACGACCUAAUCAAAAUUUAAACUCUCAAUAAUCAGAAUUUAGACUAUGAGAAUAUUGCCAAUGAAUACUAAUAGUUAGUAGAUGAAAACUAAUCUCUUAGAGAAAAAGUAAGAGUCCUAUAGAACGAGCUCUCUUUAAAGAUUAGAGAAAUGGAAAUUCGAAUGUUGGAUCAGCAAAAGAGCGAUAGAGAUCAAAACAUGAAGUUGGUAGAGGAAGUUAAUGAAGUCCAGUAAAAAAAUAAAAUGCUUUAAGACUAGAUAACUGAUAUUCUGCACAAGUACUAGAUCAUCGAUCAGCAGUAUCAAAAUUAGUUUAAGGAAAACAACCAAUUACAGAGGAUGCUUGAAUCAUAUUAACAUUAAAUCACAGCUUCAAUGGCAAGUGAUAAAACACCCUCAAUCAAAGAUUAAAAAUCCAAGCAGAGCCUGGAGAGAAAGCAUAAUACAGAGGAAAACAUUUCAAAACAUGAUGGUCAGUUGGGUAGUUCUUCUAUCAAACUAUCUUCGAAUAAUCUUUAGACCAAUUCAACCUAGUAUAACAAUAUGAUUAGCAGCACUGCAGACAGAGAAAGAUACUUUAGUCCCUCUGAUAAAUCCAGCAAUAAUAAUAUGAGCAUUAAAAAUUUCGAUGAAAAAGAAGAUAAUGAAUUGCUAAGAAGCAAAUCUACCAUCAGUAAAGGCACAGUCUAGUCUAAGAACAAUCCUCAUAAUAAUAUAGUUCACCAAAACUACAAAAAUCAGGCAAAGACUCUUGCUCCUAGCAUUCAUAGAUACAAUUAUUCCUAGAAUAAUAAUAAUAUUAUAAAAGCUAAGAGUCAUAAGUUCAAUCAUAGAGAGGAAGAAAACGACAAACUAAAUAAGCUUAUUGAUGAAUAUAGGAAGGAAAAUGAGAAAUGUGCUAUGAAAAUAUAAGACUUACAGCUAAAGUUACAUACCACUUCAAACAAAUUUUAGGCUGAAAAAGAUAAGAAGGAGUCAUUAAUAAAGUCAUAGAUAUCUUCUAAGAAAUCUCAAAACAGCUUUGACUUAGGCUCGUAUAAGCCUGCUGGUAGCAGUCUUUCGUAUGAGCAACAAUUUAGUGAUUGUAGUAAUCAAAGGGCAUAAGUAAGAGAUAAUUAUUAAAAGUUGUAGAAUCCACAUCAGUUACACCAAUUGAAUACGCUUUAAUAUCUUGCUUAUUAGGACAAUUAGUUCCCCUAGAGCCAUGGUGUAACUCCAAGUGCUAAUAAUUAAAAAAUAUAGGAAUAGAUGGUCCAGUAAAUGGGGAAUAGUCAACGACCAGUUAAUUCUCAUUUUUAUUCGCCUAGAGAGACGAUUAAUCAACCUUUAAAUUAACCAAAUGCUCAGCAGAUGUCCUCUCUAAGACACGGCUUUAUGGCCAAUAACAUGAACCCAGUCAUUGACUAAUCUUACUAUGGACUUUCCAAAAAAUUGCAGGCCUAUAAUAAUGAGUAAAAAUCUGGGCCUAAGCAUGAAACUAGAAACAGUCUGAGUAAUUAGAAUAGUUAUGAGAUAAACAAUAUGAAACUUGGAAAUGGUAGUAAUGUUAAUAAUAACUAAUUAGAUGAUGGGAUUAGUGAUCGACUAUAAAAAAGACCUAGUCUAGGUGGAAGCAAAUCCAAAAAAUCAAGUGGUUACAGCAAUAACAAAGGAUUAUACUACUGA
Messenger RNA from Stylonychia lemnae, 4245 nucleotides. The record is from the annotation of a GenBank genome assembly. NCBI's taxonomy places the organism in Eukaryota, Ciliophora, Spirotrichea, Sporadotrichida, Oxytrichidae.